GCUCCUCGUCGCAGUCGCAGUCCGGCGAGUUCGUCGACGGCGCGCGGAACGUUUCCACACGCAGAUACCCAACACCAGCAGACGCGAUCGCGAAGCGCAAAAUUAUCAACACGCGAUUAUUACCAAUUUUUUUUUCGGUGUGUAUCACAUAAUACACUAUUAAAUCUAAAUCUUGCCGGCGUGUGUUUUGUCGAAGGACGAACGAAUUUGUGACGCAAGUUAUUGGAUAAAAACCAUGUUGUCAUCGGUUGCAAAUGCAGUGAUAACGUACUUGUGAUAAAAUUUACGUACUGAAAUCAUCACAGUUUGGUAAAAAAAAUGGCAAACCCUGAUGCGCCCACCGCUCCUUUGACCAAUGGCAGCACAUGGUCCACCUCAAACGGCACGAAAGCGUCGAAUAACAACGCGCCCACCAAUGGUAACGCCCGUUUGCACGCCCAUGAUGACGACCACCACCUACCCAGCGAGCAAACUCAGCUAACCCUACCGCAGAGUAAAUCGUUCUCCGUCAACGGCGAUGCUGAUUUCGACGAAAGUGACACCGAAUGCGGCCUAGGACCAUGCGCGCCCAACUGGUUACAGAAAUUCGCAUCCAAGCAAGCUUUCCUCAUGGUAUUCUGCAUUGCAUGGGUCCUGCAGGGAAUGUACCAUACAUAUUUCGUCAGCGCAAUUACAACCAUCGAGAAACUGUUUCAAAUCCAAUCAAAAAUCACCGGGAUUAUUAUGAGCGCGACCGAAAUCGGCCAGAUUGGUUCCUCUCUUUUACUGACCUAUUAUGGCGGUCAAGGGCAUAGACCCAAGUGGAUAGCAUGGGGUAUGGUCCUGUUUGCUGUCUCGUCUUUCACCUGCUCACUGCCACACUUUAUCUAUGGGAAACAAUUGAUUAACUCGAAUGAUUUGACUGGGAUUCAUAAAGAUCCGAGUAUUUGCAAGGCGAAUUUGAGUGAAGUGAUGGAGAUGUCCAUGUUGACUGAUAUGGAGUUUGAUGGUAUGCCACACAUGGCGGAGAAUUGGGUUGCGGAGCAUCGGAUACAGCCAUCAGUGACGAAAAUCGUGCUGGCGAUAUUUUUCAUCAGUUUGCUAGGUGUUGGAAUGGGUCAGACUGCUGUUUAUACUUUGGGGAUACCCUAUAUUGAUGAUAACGUCGCAAGUAAAGAAUCACCGUUGUAUUUUGCUAUUACAAUUGGGGUUAGAAUUUUGGGUCCUGCCCUGGGUUUCAUCGUCGGAUCACUUUGUACGAGUGUCUAUGCUGAUUUAUCAGUAGAUCCGAAAAUAGACGCGACAGAUCCACGUUGGGUUGGUGCAUGGUGGUUAGGUCUAGUAUUAAUUUCUGGAUUACUAAUGUUGACUUCAUUCGCGAUGUUUGCGUUCCCGAAGCGAUUGCCAAGCGCACCACAGCCGCGGAUUCAUCGCAACGACCGGAAGCAUCCGAGCAUUAGAGAUUUCCCAAAGACUGUUAAAAGACUGCUGAAGAAUGAUAUUCUCAUGUUUCGGACAGCGAGCAGCGUGUUGCACAUCCUGCCAAUCGCCGGGCUGUAUACAUUUUUGCCUAAGUAUCUCGAGUCGCAAUUUCGGUUGCCUACACCUUCAGCUAACAUGAUAUCUGGUGUUGGUGGUAUUCUCGUCAUGGGCCUGGGCAUAAUCAUCAGCGGGGUGUUCAUCUUGCGAGUGAAACCAAACGCGCGAUUCGUCGCCGCGUGGAUCGCCUUUACAGCCGUAAUUUAUGCAUUAGGUAUGGGUAUACUGAUGUUCAUCGGUUGUCCGAUGCAUGAGCUGCAGGGCCACGGCCUGUCCGAGCCGGUGUGCAAUACGACGUGCAGCUGCAGCGGCGACCGUUUUGCGCCGAUCUGCGGGCAGGACGGUCUCUCGUACUACUCGGCGUGUCACGCAGGUUGUCGGAAUUACACCGAGCGUGAUGGGAAAAUCGUCGAAUACUCGGAUUGCACAUGUUUACGAGACGUCUAUGAUAAUGCCACGCUUAUUAUUGCGGAUGAGCCAGGCGCGCCGUUUCGAAGCGCGUCGAUUGGCUCAUGCGAGGCGCCGUGUAACAACUUCAUCUGGUACAUUAUACUUUUCUCCGUCUUCGUCUUCAUUCACUCGACGUCUGAAGUCGGGUCAAUGUUACUAAUUCUACGGUGUGUUGACCCAAGAGAUAAAGCGAUGGCGCUGGGGUUAAUACAAUUCGCGAUUGGGUUGUUCGGGAAUGUUCCGUGUCCGAUCGUGUAUGGCGCUGUCGUCGAUUCGGCGUGUUUGGAUUGGAAAACGGUGGAUGACGAGAAGGGCGCGUGUAAUUUCUAUGAUUCAAGCACUUUCCGUAUGUUUUAUCAUGGGACAACUGGUGCAAUCCUAUUAUGCGCAUUUUUCGUCGAUGUGAUCGUGUGGUACAAAGCAGGCAGUAUAAAUUUCGUCGACGAGCAGGUGCCGCUCGAAGAGGAGUUGGCGGCCAUUACAGCGAAGCAACGCGGCGCUGACAACUGUGAGUAGCGCUGCUGCACCCAACCUCGCGCUUGCGCAACCACUACAUAUAUAUUGUAAAUAAUAUUUUUAUCGAUUGACACACAACACACAACAUGCCGCAAUACGCCGGAUCAUAAUCAAAUAUCGAAAAUCAAAAUUCGUCGAGCAAUGAAAAUGAAAGUGAACGCCGGCGACGAUUGGCGAGCUGCUGUUUUACUGAGUAAGCAAACGUGCAUUGACGAUCUGUGAUAUAUUUAACUAGAUACUUUUUUUUGUUUUUUUUUUUACUUUAUAUAUAUAUUAUAUAUUAUAUAUGCGUUUUAGUAAGGAUUUUAUUAGGUUUCUUGGCUUCACAUCUGACGAUCACUUAAAACAAAAACGUCUUAAUGAUAACGAUUGUACAUACCGAUUUUUAUAUUUACACGCGACACAAACAGUGUUAGGAUGGACUAUUUACAAUAUUUAACUCUUUAACUUUUAUAUAUUGAUUGUUACACCACUACUAUUGGUAUAUGUAACAAAUAAGUGUUGUUUCGUUGUACGGACAUGUUUUUCACGAGUUAUUCGCUAACAACUUACACUUCACUUUUUACUGAACUUUUUUAGGUUAAAUUUUUAAAAAAACAAAAAAACUUACCUAAAUCUCUUCGAAUUGGCCUCGUGCAACACUGAAUUGACUACUACCUACAUAAACUAUUCUUGAUAAUUGUUCGAUUAUUAAGUAUUUAAUCAGUUAAUAACUUGAUGAAAACAUGUCUAAAGCACACUUUGCGAACACUUGCGCCUUAUUAUUUAAUACUCUAUACUACUUCUAACAGCGCUGCCUGCGCAUGCGCAGUUGAAUGCACUCGCCGCGCUUAGUUUAAUUCGUUAGUUAAGAGUUACCAUUAUUAUUAUGAUAACAUAGGUUUUAGGGCGAAUCUCGAAACCUGCCAUAAAAUAAACAAACGAUAUCACAAUCAAUCCAAACCAGCAAAUCAACACACCACAAUACCAAGUGCCAUCUGUUGGUACUCUAUAUACACUUAGAGUGUUCAAAUAUUUUCAAAUAUUUAAAACAGAACUGAAACAAAUGUAAACCAGAAGACUUGAAAUGUUUAAACAAUGGAACCACUACAUCACAAUAACCGAAUUCUAACAAGAAGUAUGAAACAAAAUAAUUCCAAUUAUAUAUUUGUAGGUUAUAUUAAUGUUCUUUUUAUAUACGUCACGUUUUAUUAUGUAUAGGUGUCUAUUUCGAGAGUCGCGCACACACAAAACACUUACACAUCACAUCACACCGGCGACGAAUAAUGUAAUUGUGUAAUUCUAUGGAACUAUUGUAAAAUAUUGCUCAGAAAUUUUAUAGAUAAUUUUAUAUAUGUAUGUAAACGAAUGGAACGAUGGUGGAAUGGUUAGAUGGCGGCGCGUGUUGAAGGUGUCACUAUGUGAUAUUUUGUUAACUCGUAGGUUUUUAUUUAACAUGUUGUUUUGCUAUCGAUGUAAUGUGAGCUAGAUAAGACACGGGUACAAGCGAGAGAACAUUGUUAUUGUUUAAAUCGAACAGAAAACACGCAAAUGAGACAUUACUAAUAUAACUAUUGUACAAUA
Dalotia coriaria is the source of this 4047-nucleotide messenger RNA. Its product is annotated as solute carrier organic anion transporter family member 74D-like. Gene Ontology annotation, biological process: sodium-independent organic anion transport; transmembrane transport. Lineage: Eukaryota; Metazoa; Arthropoda; Insecta; Coleoptera; Staphylinidae. Gene Ontology annotation, molecular function: protein binding. Gene Ontology annotation, cellular component: plasma membrane. The transcript is spliced from 8 exons. The coding region runs from base 319 to 2484 and encodes 721 amino acids. The record is from RefSeq and is a predicted model, not a curated record.